AUGGCUAGACUUGAUACCACCAUGGCUGAAUUAAUAAUCGAUGCUGAUCAGUUGAAUCGAAAUGACAACAAAUCUUUACCUUAUCUUAAUAAUAAUUUCAAUGAUUCGUUCGACAACUCUCAUCAACAAACAGCUAAUCAGUACCCUUUCACACAUAUCUAUGAUCGAGAUGGUCGAGUAUUUUUACCGGACGUCUCGGUUAAUAUCAAAUCGAUAGUUGCCGAACAAACCGGCAGAAAUUCUACUGAAGUUUCUAAUCGCCAUUGGUAUUCUCUUGUUGAUCAAACAAUAAAACGAGCUGAUCGCCGUUCUUCAUUAUAG
This is a messenger RNA of Rotaria sordida, 321 nucleotides long. Lineage: Eukaryota; Metazoa; Rotifera; Eurotatoria; Philodinida; Philodinidae. The record is from the annotation of a GenBank genome assembly.